GUUGACUCUGAAUUAGGCACGUUUCUUUUCUUUUGGCGGAUCCGAUUUCUGUUAGUGCUCGUGAUGCAUUUUCGUUAUCAAAUGGAUUGAAAUCGAAUAUCUUAAAGUUUACAUUAUAGAUAGUUGAGUGUUCCGAGAACAAACUUUCAUUACAUCGCGUCUGUGGUGAAGAAUAAAGCCUCCGUUCAAAAUGGAUCUGCUGCAGCAGCUACACCGUCUCAACCGGAAACCUAUGUCCAACUACACGGUGGAAUGUUUCAAUCGGGCCCCACACCUGCAAAAUGCUGAUGUAAUAGCCUAUCGUACCUACGUGCUUAAGAAUGGUCCCUUCAUCGACGAAAGCGUCGCUGCGGAUUUACUCAAGAGCAACAAGAAAGCGUCCGAGGUGCGCCUGGUGGGCAAUCGGUUGUUCCUGGCCAAGGAUUCCAAGGCGGCUCUCGAGAAAUACAACGAGAGCAUUUGCUGGGCCGAAGGCAACUCUGAGGAUUUGGGGAUCGGCUAUGCAAAUCGAUCUGCAAUCUACUACGAUAUGGAAGAGUACGAAUUGUCCCUGCACAACAUAGAGCUUGCCAAGAAGCACAGCUAUCCGCAACGGUUGAUGCCGAAGUUGCUCGCUCGAGAACUGAACUGCAAGGAGAAAAUAACAAACGGUCAUUCCAAACGUGUUCAACGGUGUCUGAAGUUGGCAAUGAAUGUGGAAGUAAACCCAAAGAGACCCUUCAUGGCUGCUGGUAUCGAACAGAAGGAGCUUCCCAGUUACGGACGAAGUAUGGUGGCUGAACGUGCCUUCAAGGCGGGAGAUGUGAUCCUGCAGGAGCAAGCCAUACUGACUUCAAUAAGUCCGGAGCUGAAGUUUAAAAAUUGCAAUCAUUGUUCGGUCGACAACUUUCAUAGCUUGAUUCCCUGCCCUAAUUGUGUCUCGGUCAUGUACUGUAGCGUGGAAUGUCUGGAGAAGGGACUAAAGUUCAGUCAUCGGUUCGAGUGUGGCAUUGCAGAAAAAUUGCACCACAUUUCCUACGGAAGCAGCCGGAUUUUCAUGGGAACGAGAGCGUUCUUCUACGGAUUGACUCUGUUCAAUGAUGAUGUGCAGAAGAUGAUGGAGUAUUGCAAAGCGAAUGAUAGAACGGGAGCCGAUCCGUUCACCCUGGACUACACGGACUACGAUCCACUGGAGGAAUUCAAGAUUUUCCACAAGGCCAAACUUCCCACCAACAAGUUUCUGUACGAGGACUCGUUCCGAUUCUACGCUGCAGUUUACUAUUCGAUAUAUAUAAAGCACCCUCUGGUGCGUUCCAUCGUCACCACAAGAGCCCAGAAGGAUUUCAUGCUCCACAGCUUUCUGGAUUACAUGCGCAUCAUCGGAUUUUUGAUCAUUGGACCUCGGCAGAACUUUACCAACCAGCUGUACUCGAUUGCGUCUGUUUGUAACCAUUCGUGCGAUCCGAACACUGCCGCCGCCACCUACUUCGGCCAGCUCAAGUUCAUCGCCAUCCGGCCAAUCUCGAAGGGCGACCAGAUCCUGGUAUCCUACGGUCCGCUGGCUAGAGAGUAUUCGGAUAACGAAAGACGCCAAGCCAUAAAAAUGUACCAUUUCAAUUGUCUUUGCGACGCGUGCAAUGUGGUCCAGUUGCGAUGCAAGUUAUCAGCUGCCAAAAAGCUUCCGCCGAUUCCAUACAAGCAUCUGAUCACUGUUCAAAAGCUGAUCGAAGAUCCGAAUACCAACGAUGCGGGCAAGCUGAACAUGUUACAGCAGUUUGCCGAACGGUAUGUGUACGCACAUCCUCGGAAUGACUACGUCGUACUGCUGGACAUCUACCGGGAGCUGCUGCUCACCAUGUUCACCAAGGAAGUGCAGGAUCAACUGCGAGCCAAGGCGAACCAAUUGGCUUGAUUUUGUUUUGCUUCACCGUUGAAACGGUUGUGUUUAUUUUUUUUUUUCCUUUCAUAUUGAAUUUUAAUUUUUUGUUUUUUUUAAAGAAUUGAAUCACCUAAUUGCUUCUGUUGAUUUAAAAUACACUAUAUCGAAUGUUGAGUCCUCGACACAUAAUGAACUGUUUUUUUUUUUCAUACCGUGUAUAAUCAAAUUUGCCGCUUUUCCACUGAAUAUAACUGCAUAAAAAUACAU
Messenger RNA from Ochlerotatus camptorhynchus, 2125 nucleotides. RefSeq names its product SET and MYND domain-containing protein DDB_G0273589-like. The record is from RefSeq and is a predicted model, not a curated record. Lineage: Eukaryota; Metazoa; Arthropoda; Insecta; Diptera; Culicidae. Gene Ontology annotation, molecular function: protein binding. The coding region runs from base 191 to 1891 and encodes 566 amino acids. The transcript is spliced from 3 exons.